Messenger RNA from Ylistrum balloti, 3330 nucleotides. RefSeq lists its product as uncharacterized. The record is from RefSeq and is a predicted model, not a curated record. The transcript has 15 exons. Gene Ontology annotation, cellular component: Cul2-RING ubiquitin ligase complex. NCBI's taxonomy places the organism in Eukaryota, Metazoa, Mollusca, Bivalvia, Pectinida, Pectinidae. The coding region runs from base 1 to 3330 and encodes 1109 amino acids.
AUGGAAAACCCAGAAAAGUUUUCAGAUUCUGACACUAGCUCCUAUGCAGAUACAAUGGACUCUCUUAGCAGUUUUUCUGAUGACGACCCAAAAAUGCUGAAUGAAAAACCGAGAGUAGUCCUGAAAUUGAUGGAUUUGGCAGCCAAAAUGACAGCUCAACACUAUUCCUGUGAGAGUAUUGAGACUCAUAACCCUCCUCUUGAUGAAGCUUUGUUAAAAAAGGUUUCGUUCUGGGCUUUCCCUCAAGAUGAAAAAAGGGUAAAAGCUUAUGCCAGGCUUUGUGUAAAAUCAGAAAGGGUAUGGAGGAAAGGAGAAAUUUUUUAUGAAAACGAAAGUUUUCAUGACAUCAGACAAGUUGGGUUUAUGGUAUCAGCUGUUAUCAAUGAGCAGGUUUCCAAAGUAUCUGUGACAUUUGAAAAACAACAGAUUACCUCUUCAAAAUGUGCUUUAUGCCCACAUUAUAUAUGGUGUCACCACAUCAUUGCGGUCAUUCUCCAUAGAAUGCGAUGCUCGGAUAAGAUUUGUGUGCAUGCACCUGUAACAGAGACGCUGUCUUCUCUUACACGAGACCAGCUACAGAAGCUUCUACAGUAUGCUAUAAAUGAGGACCCGGCAGGCAUGCUUGGAAGAGUGUUUCAACAUAUUGAUGCUCUGAGAGAUGCAACAUCGAACAUGAACUGUGUACAUGGAGCCCCAGAUCAAACAUUUGGGGUCAGUAAAGAGGACAAGUUAACAUGGAGCCUCUCCUUAGAUUUACUCAAGAAGAACUUAGCGGAUGACCUGGAGCAUGGAUCCCGGAUUUAUCCUAAUUCAUGUCAUAUUGUUGAAAAGAUGAAAUCUAUAUUCUUUGGGCAAUACUUUCAACGGGUAAUGGAACUUAUUGAGAUAGAAGAAUCUGGUGUUGCUGGAGAAGUGCUGGUCACUAUUGCUGAAAGUGUUCUGAAAGUUAUCCAUAGCCAGCAAUCUCCAAGCAACAUGUUGAAAAGGAUAUUGUAUGACUGUGAACGACUCUUCAGUUGCUUCAUUGUGUCCUGUCCUGAUGAAUUUAAGCAGCAGAUUGUCUCUAAAGCCAUCAUGCUAAAUGAAAGAGCGAGACGAUUAACUCCAAACAUGGAGUUCACCAAACCUAGUUUAUGGGCAGAGAUAGGGUCUAUCAAACUGCCCUGGGAGGAUGAUAAAGACGGUGUGAUGGGAGAAGCAUUUAAAGGUUUCCCAUUCUAUCAGACAGUCUGUGCUAGUCUGAUCACCAACCCACCUCAGUCACUACAGGAUGUGCUUUGCUGCAGAUGUUCUACCACCAACAGCAGUUAUGAGGAACCUCUGCCUGUAAUGCUGAUGAGAUUGGAUUGUUUCAUGUGUUUGGAACCCACAUUGUCUGGAAGAAAACUGCAAAAAUUAGGGAUUAUGAUACUGAAAAAACUUCUUGCACUCUCUCUAGAACUUUCAAUUCUGGGGACAAAAGAGUCUACAAAUGACACAGGCGCUGGUGUACAACCUGAUGAUGGGCCAAGUGAAGAAGGACCAACCAAAGCAAAGCGAAGAAAACACUCCACUAGCAAAGGGAAAGCCAAGAAAUCUACUGUACCUCAUAAGACUUCGGUGUCUAGCCUUACUCAGCACAAGUUAUGUGAUCAGAUAGAAGGACUUACAAAGGCUCAAAUAUCCUACUGCCUGCUGUAUGUGAGCUACAUUGUGAGCAAGACACUGGAUGAACGUCAUUUAGACAGUGAAGAAACACCGAUACUACUGGAUGCAAUUCUGCGUGCUGUUGAGUUAGGCAGAUUCCGAAGUGUAGCUCCGAAACUUGAGAUAACAACAGAGGACUAUAUUUGGCUAGUGUUUUUAGAGAACAAAAUAGAGGAAACUUUCACAAAAGUUGCUCCUAUAUGGCUAGAGAGUGAAGGAAAUGUGACAGAUAUGUACAUGUCAGCAUUGUUUGAGAGAGGACUACAGAUGUAUGGAGACAAUGUGCCUGUUUCCCUCAUCAGCAUGUUGCUUUGUGUUGGGAAAAAGACAAAACAGAUGAUUAAACUAUGUACAGAUACAAUCUGUCAUUCCUUGCAUCCACUUGCACUUCUAACCAUUCCAGACAGUAGCUGUGAAUAUAGAUCUAAGAAUAACAAGGACGAUCUUAUGAGGAAGUGGACAAAUCUUAUCACUUGUGUGUUUGACUUCUGUACAGCAAACUCGGCAGAGUGCAACCUGAUUCUCACAAGGAUUCUGAAGCAUUUAGGGCAGGUUGAUGACUGUGACUACUUGAUGGCUGCCUACAGAGUGAUUCGGGACUUUCAGUCUACUCUUGUGGAGAAGGAACACAUGGUGCUAGUGGUGCAGAUAGUUCUACAAUGUAUCCAACACAAUGUGGAUGGAACUUGGGACAACUUCAGUAAUUAUACAGGAAGUGCUUGGAACACCCUCACCAAGCUUGGCAGACAACUAGAUAUGGAGUUUCCCAAGCUCAUCCUACCUGUGUGGCUAAAGCUGUGCAAGUUCUAUAACUCCUCUGAACUCAAAGGUAUCAUUGAGGUGAUGAAGGAUGCAAUUAAGAAGGAAGCCAUGCUGCCGACAGAGAUGACAAACAUGCUUCAUAAGUACUUUGAAUCAAAAUUCCAUCAUGAUGAAGAGUGUUGUGACUUUAUGGACUUCUUCAAAAUCACUGAUAAAGGCUACCAACAGGCCCUGAAAAAGAUUGCUGCAAACUUUGAAAAUUACACCCCCAAAGCACUCCUCCUCAUUGCCAAGAGACAAGUUGAGGAAACUCCUACCUCAAAAAUCAAAGCUGGAAAUAUCUUUCAAAAAGAUGUGUUCAAUUUAAUUAGACUUGCAUUUAGUCGCCUCCAGGUGCUCAACAAAGACUACCCAACGAAAUUCUCUUACCUUGAUGCAGGAACUCUCAACUACCUCAAGUACUUUUUUGAGAAAUUAGCAGAGAAUGACAGUGAAAAUGUAGCUUCUGGUAAACAAUUUCAGAAUUUCAUGACACACUUGUCAGACAGCAUGAUGGGAGAUGCUGAAGUGCUUGUCACAUUCCUAAGAUCUUUAGAGAAGACUGAGCACAUGCUCCCAAAAGCUAAGGAGAAGCUUGGAACAAAGCUUAUUGAUUGCUUCCAAAGGCAGUUUGACCAUGAACUAAGGCACUGCAGUCACACCUCUUAUCGGCGUGUUCUGAAAGAUAUGACCAAAGCAAGACAAACUUGUAUGCAGUUUGUAGACAAUGGUGCUGUGCUAUUUCGCACAGGUGUCACAAACUUUGUCUCUCACAAACACAAGGGUAAGAAAAAAUUCAUUAAGGUCAUGGGUGAGAGUUUCAGAGAACUGAAUGUUGAUUGA